Molecule: messenger RNA, 3517 nt
Organism: Rana temporaria (common frog)
Lineage: Eukaryota; Metazoa; Chordata; Amphibia; Anura; Ranidae
Gene: MINAR1
Product: membrane integral NOTCH2 associated receptor 1
Exons: 4
Coding region: 566-3160 (864 amino acids)
Biological process (GO): negative regulation of TOR signaling; negative regulation of cell population proliferation
Cellular component (GO): plasma membrane
Source: RefSeq, a predicted model, not a curated record
UUGGAAACACAUAUGAUAAUCAAUAGAACUGAUACCAAUAAUUGGAAACACAUAUGAGAAUCAAUAAAACAGAACUGAUACCAAUCAUAACAUACACAUAUUAUAAUCAAUAAAACAGAACUGAUACCAAUAAUUCAAUACAUAUAUAAUAAUCAAUAGAACCGAACUGAUACCGAUCCUAUGAUACACACAUAUGAUAAUCAAUAGAACAGAACCAAUACUAAUAAUAAUACAUUACACAGGACAGGGAAGAUCACAUCGAACAUUUUAUAAACAGAAAUCAGACAGCGGGCUGAAUAUUAUAUAACAAUAAUAAAAGGAUAAUAUAGAAUAAUAAAUGAUACAAUAUAACAAUACAGAAUACAAUGCUGUGAAUCAAAGAGCAAUCACCCAGGAGAGGGGAUCACACUCUGGGAGGACACAGACCUCUGUUGGCACAGUGCAGAGAUUUGCACCCAGAUCAGAAACAGAUCUCAUCCCCGAUCACCGAGAAGACCGAUCUGUCCUAAAGAGACCGUCUCCUCCAUCAUUAUUCUACAGGUAGGAGCUUGGACGCCGCCUCAUCAUGGGAGAAGCUCAGGAUUCUUCUUUCCUUCUUGUAAAAAUCUUGGAGGAUUUGGACUCCAAACAAAACUCUGUUUCCUACCAAGACCUCUGUAAGUCUUUAUGUUCCCGCUACGAUCUACCUGAACUGGCGAAGCUGCGCAGCCUCCUAUAUUACACGGCGUGCCAGGACCCAAGCUUUCCCGCAAGCCUCUUCCGAGACAAGAUGAGAAACGCCGCGGACAAUCAACAGUCUAAAAAAAUCAUUGCGGCGGCUGAUAUAGUCACCAUAUUCAACCUGAUCCAAAUGAACGACGGGGCUGCCAAAGAGAAAAUCCCGAUUCAACAGCAGACUCAAGAGAAGGAGGCAAUAGAGUCCGAUAAUGACGUUUUCGCGGGGACAGAUAUCGCGCCUCACAAGGAAACGCAGAAAAGGGAUACCAGCCGGAGCUACUCUAUCACCAGGUCCUCCAGCUGCCACAAGGAAGAAUGCGAGGGACGUCAUACAUUCCUCCCCGAACCAAAUUUUCUCCUUGGCGUUAAAGAAGAGGGCGAAGGGCGAGCUGGAUCGCUUGAUCGAUUGCAGGCCUUGGACUCUUACGGCAUGGUAUCUCCUCAGUCUUGUGAAAUGCAAAGCACCUAUUUCCCUAGCCAGCCGUUAUCUGAGCCGGAAUCACUGCCGCCUACGCCCAGUGAGGAACCUUUUAGACUUUCAGCCUCUACUGGCCAGAGAAGAAAUGUUUUUAAAGACGAUUUCCACAGCAUGGUUAGAAUGUCUCCCAACCUCACCAUGAAAAAGAACGAAGGAAAGAUAAGUCCCAAGACGGUUUUCUUCAAUCACAGUUUUGAGAUGCCUUACAGCUCUCACUAUCUCAAUACGGCUUAUUCUUCUUCCGAAGACUUUCGCCGAUCAAAGCACGAAAGCUUAGACGAUCUUCAGGCGUCCACCUACUUUGGCCCAACAACCGGGCCUGGACUUUUGCACGAGCAAAAAAGAUUUGCAAGCAAGCCAAAACCGCUCAUAGGGAAGCCAGUAAAAAGCUGGAGUCUAAACACCGAGGAGGUGCCAGAUUUCGAACGCUCGUUUUUCAAUCGAAAAGAAGAGAAUCUGUGUUAUCCCAGCACCGGCUUGGUGCAGACGACUAAUUUUGUUUCGAUGCCGGAGCGUCAUCAUUCCUAUCUACCAGAUCUGGCGUUGAAAAAUAAUGGGAAAAAGUUUUGUGAGCCUCAAGAUGUGGAAAAGCAGGAGGCCCUAAGGAGGUUCAGAGAGAAGACUACCAAACCGCCGUCCUGCCAGUACAGCACCGAGAAGACGGAGAGUGUUGGUACACAGACAGAGCAGGCGGAAGCAAAAAAGGGAAAAGAAUCAAACAUCCCCUCUAACUGUAGUCGUUUUAUGGAAGGUAGAGCCAGGAACCAAUCUGAGGCAGAUUCUGAAAUUAUAAGCGACGAUAUAAGUGACAUAUUCCGAUUCUUGGAUGAUAUGAGCCUCUGUGGGUCUUCUGGUAUACCACAAUCCUCCUGCUAUAACAGUAGCGGUUCCCUCGCCCAGGUUUCACGAGCAGACAAUGAAAGUUCUCCAGAACACGUAGCCAACAGGUCUAACACCAAACCAACCAAGGGCCCGCGGUCUGAGACGGUGGAGGAAGAAGAGCUAAAAAGCAGCGUCAGAAAACUAGUUAGAAGGAUUGGGGAGAUCGAGAAGAAGUUAGAGUCCCUGUCAGGUGUCCGGGAUGAGGUGUCUCAGGUGCUGGCCAAGCUUAACAGUCUGGAUGAGAGGAUACAACCACCGGAAAAGGGGAAAUUAGAGCCUGAAGGUCAAUCUCACAGUGAUGCCCAUUCAAGCACCAGGGCAUCUCCAAGUCCAUUUCAAGAUCCAAACUCGUCCCAUAAUGGGAGUGUGGAGAACAAGCCAGACUGUUGCUGUCCUGAUGGUACCAGUGGCGCCACAGAAAGUCUUCGGGUUAAAGCCAUGAAGAAAAAUAUGUUCGCACAAAGGUCAGUCCGUUCGUUGACCGAGGAUAUUUCUAUCAUUGAGACCAAGCCAGCAAACCUGCAACAUGAAUGUCGAUCUUGGGGAUUUCCCAAACAGGCUAGCAUAUCUGAGGAAGAAAAGAAAGAUAAAGGGGGGUCAAGCAGAGACUGGCACCGCAAAUCCAAAGAGGUCGAACGCCAACAUGAAAUACCUCAUUUGCACAGAAUUCCCAAGUCAUCCAGGGAUUCGUAUAUGGUGGAGCAGGUGUUCAGUCCUCACCCAUAUCCAGCAUCUCUCAAGUCUCACAUGAAGAGCAAUCCGAUUUACACGGACAUGCGCCUGACGGAGAUGGCGGAGAUAAAACGGACCCAACCCUCAUGGACCAUAGAGGAAUACACACACAACUCAGGGGAGAAAGGCCGGAUGACCGCACUAGAUCUUCAGGCUCAAGAAUCCCUGAAUCCAAACAAUUUGGAGUUUUGGAUGGAGGACAUCUACACUCCAGGUUACGAUUCUCUGCUGAAGAGGAAAGAAGCCGAGUUCCGACGCGCCAAGGUCUGUAAGAUGGCGGCACUCAUCACGGCAGCGGCCUGCACGGUCAUUCUGGUCAUCGUUGUCCCCAUUUGCACCAUGAAGUCCUAAAUUCUUAGCAAUGACCAGAAGACCGAUGACCGAUCCUUACUUGCACCCAACCGGGCGUCCUGUUCAUGGUGACUAGGAGGAGAUCGAAGAGACGCUCCUACAUCUUCCUACAAUAUGAAGUAGUGGGGGGCGGCAACACGAUGUCACCAUAAAAGCACCACACAAACACAACGCACAUAUUACCGAUACGAUGAAGUAUGGAUUCCAGUAAGGUCUUUCCCUUUUUCUGUAUGUAACUGGAUUAGAGAAGUCCUCCUCCCUCCAGAGACCCUCUUGGACAGUCAUCACACAAUAAGGCUGACACACAUACAUGGUGGUCCCCGAAGACCUCGCGGUUCACCAAGUACUCAAAGCAAA